AUUAAUAUUGUGACGCGUUUUUCAUGACGUAUUGUGUGUGCACCCUGUGUUUUUUUAUUUUUUCAACAACAAUUUCAAUAGAUAUUUCAAUCCUGAUUUUAGAUUCAUCUUUUUGUUUUGAUUUUUUUUUCUGUUGAAAUUUUGAAAUUUCUUAAUUUCUCUUUAUCGACCUUCGAAAAACAAUCGAUUGUUUUUGUUCAUCUUAUCACUAUACAUCACUAUCAUCGAUUCAUCACUAUCGAUUCUAUCGAUUCGAAUAUUCAAAAAAAAAUGGGUUGCUCAAAUUCAAAAUCCAGUGUUCAAUUGACCGAUGAAGAUGUACAAUUUUUAAUGAAAAAUACAAAUUAUUCGGAAAAAGAAAUACGUGAUUGGUAUAAAGGAUUCCAGGUGGAUUGUCCGGAAGGAAAAUUAUCCAGAGAUAAAUUUAUUGAAAUUUAUAAAGUAUUUUUUAAAGGUGGUAAUCCGGAAAAAUUCUGUCAACAUGUUUAUCGUACAUUCGAUGAAGAUGGUAAUGGUUGGAUUGAUUUUAAAGAAUUUUUACUGGCAAUCGGUAUUACAACCAGUACAAAUCCAAGAGAAAAACUUAAAUGGGCAUUCAAAAUGUAUGAUAUCAAUAAUGAUGGUUUGAUUGAAUUGGAUGAAAUGACUAAAAUUAUUAAGGCAUUACAUGAAAUGUUGGGUGAAGAAGCGGCCAAUCAAUUUGAAGGUGACGCAGCAGCCGAACGUAUCAAAGAUAUAUUUGAAAAAAUGGAUGCCAAUAAUGAUGGGAAAAUAUCGUUGGAUGAAUUUCUUGAAGUCUGUAAUAUUGAUGAUGGUUUGGCCAAAUUUAAAAAUAUUAAACCAAAAAUGUUAGAAGAAUUGUUACAGAUAACCGGAUUUAGUGCACAAGAAAUUUUCGAAUGGUAUCAAGAUUUUCAUAAAGAAUAUCCACAAAAUCAUUUAACUGUUAGGGAAUUUAAAAAAUUAUAUGCAAAUUUUUUCCCUUCGGGUGAUUCGAAUAGAUUUGCCGAACAUGUUUUUCGAACGUUCGAUCUCAAUAAUGAUGGUACUAUUGAUUUUAGAGAAUUCAUGUGUGCGAUAUCGGUAACAUCAUCCGGUCGUAUGGAACAAAAAUUACGUAUGGCAUUCAAUAUAUAUGAUGUUGAUGGUGAUGGUUAUAUUACUCGUCAGGAAAUGUUAGAAAUAUUUAAUGCAAUGUAUAAAAUGUUAGGCAAUUCAAUUCGAUUAGAUGAUGAUGUUUCAACACCAGAAAAACGAACAGAAAAAGUAUUCAGACAAAUGGAUCGUAAUAUGGAUGGAAAAUUAACACUAGAUGAAUUUAUUGAUGGUGUUAAACAAGAUCCAUCUAUUUUAAGAUUGCUAAAUGUUUUUUGAAAAAUUUCCUCAAUU
Molecule: messenger RNA, 1389 nt
Organism: Dermatophagoides pteronyssinus (European house dust mite)
Lineage: Eukaryota; Metazoa; Arthropoda; Arachnida; Sarcoptiformes; Pyroglyphidae
Gene: Nca
Product: neurocalcin homolog
Molecular function (GO): calcium ion binding
Source: RefSeq, a predicted model, not a curated record